This is a messenger RNA of Vitis riparia (riverbank grape), 2115 nucleotides long. RefSeq names its product protein LTV1 homolog. Gene Ontology annotation, cellular component: nucleus; cytosol; preribosome, small subunit precursor. Gene Ontology annotation, biological process: ribosomal small subunit biogenesis; ribosomal small subunit export from nucleus. Lineage: Eukaryota; Viridiplantae; Streptophyta; Magnoliopsida; Vitales; Vitaceae. Bases 116 to 1744 code for a protein of 542 amino acids. The transcript has 5 exons. The record is from RefSeq and is a predicted model, not a curated record.
UUUUUAGGGUUUAGGGUUUAUUCAGUGUUUCGAUUUUGAAGUCCGGUGACUGUCUUGGGUUUCUGCUUUGAAGUUCCUCCAUUCUCUGGUAUAUUUGGUCUCCAAUUUCAAUUAAAUGGGGAAGAAGAAGUUCAUCGACAAGAAAAAAUCCGCAACAUUCCAGUUACUCGCUCGCGACUCAUCCGAUCCCAAUUACCAAGAUUCACCAGGUCAUGAUCGAGUCUUCAUUAGGGUUGACAGCAAUCCAUAUUCAGUCGACGGUAUCUUCCACGAAAGCGACGACCUUUCCGGGCCUAGCCAUUACGCCGACGACCCUGAUUCUAUCUUCGCCGACGCACCCGACGACGAAAACGACGGCGAAGAAGAUGAUCGGGUUUUUGGGAAGCAGAGUUCAUCGCAGCUGUCAAUUGGUGCGACGGCGGCGGCGGCGGUGCCGUUGCCGGAUCAUGUGAGGAGAGAGAUUUUGGAGCUAGGGUUUCCUGAUGAUGGCUAUAACUAUUUGACUCAUUUAAGGGAGAUCAAGAAUACUGGAGGCGGUUCGGCGUUUUAUCAUAACAGUAAGGCCAGGCUUGAUCAGCUUCCCCUCGAUGUCAAGGGAUAUGAUGCUUCAAGAGUUCAUAUUGGAGAUGUGAAAAGAGACCCGGAUGAGAAGGCCCUUUACAGUGUUGCAGAGAAGACUGUCGGUGUGAGGCUUCAGAAAGCAGUUGAUCCUGAAGUGGCUGCAUUGUUAGAUUCCAAUGAUUCUGUGCUUGGUUCUGAUGUAGAGGAUUUGGAAGAGGAUUUUGUUAUUCAGGCUAAUAUUCAUGAAGAAGGGAAGGAUGAUUUCAUUGGUAAGAAAUUAACAAAAGAAGAUGUUGAUGAAUCUUGCACCCAAGAACCACAAGAAGACCUGGUUGAAUUUGUUGGUCAUGAUGAAAUAAGAAACCAAUUUGUAGGAGCUGGAGAUGACAAUAUUAUUAGCGAGGAGCCAAGAGUUCACCGUCUUUUGGAUGAGCAAUUUGAUCAGCUUGAGCGUAUGGAAUAUGGCACAGAAAGUGAUGAUGAUUACGGCGGUUCUGUAGCUGAGGAUUAUGAAUCUCUUGCAGACAAGCUAAAUCAUGCUCUUAAGGACCAUGCGACAGAUGACUUGGAACUUGAUGAAAAAUAUAGGGUUCCUGCAGAUUUAUUGCGUGACAAAGAGGGACUAAAAGAUUCAGGGUCAUUGGACUCAUCUGCUGAUGUGAUUCGUCGUUGUGUGGAAUAUGCUGAAAAGUAUGAAAAUGAAGACCCAAAUGAAGAUGUUGUUGUUCUAGAGGAAAGUAGUGAUGAAUCCGGAGGGUGGGAUUGUGAAACUAUCGUUUCUACAUAUUCAAAUCUUGAUAAUCACCCAGGAAAAAUUGAAGCCCCAGAAAUAACUAGAAAGAAAAAGUUGGUUGAAACUGUCUCUGGACCCUUGAGUGCCACCAAUCAUGUAAUACCCCUUCGAGGGAAAGAGAAGCUCCCUGUUGACUUUUUGCCUCGUGGCAAAAAACCUUCUACAGAGAAGGCUAAGGAUGUGAGUAGCCUGAGAACUGAGCAGCAGAAGAGGAAGAAAAUUGGUCAGGAGGAAAAGAAAGAAAAGAAAGAACGAAAGGCUGCUGUAAAAGAGGAACGGCGAGAGGCACGGCGUGUGAAAAAGGAAACAAAGGAGAUGUACAAGUCUGAAACCCAGCGUGCUCAAAGAGUUGCUGCUAUUUCUGGCCCAUCUUCAAUUCAUCUUUCGUAAUUUAUCAUCAUCUGAGUAUUCAGACAAUUUUGGUCCCCCAACAAAGCAUGGCUUCAAGCAAUGUAACUGCAGUAAUCUCACUCCAAUGGCCUGCAUUAAAGCAACCCGAACAUUUGGCUCUUGAUGUGUUGCUCUCCCUUCUGGAGUUGAGCACCUUGGUGUUUUACUUUUGUUUUAGUUUCUAAUGUGGUUGGUUAGUGGUUGAUAUUCUCUGCUGCUAUGUGGAAUGGGAGAUGAAACAGAAGAGUCCUAUGUAAUGCAGCACUGCUUGGGCUUUUAAUACCACACAGGUCCUUUCCUUUUUUGUCGAGACAUGCAAAAGAUCAAUUUGACUACUUUCAUGAUUUGUGGUUGAUUUUACCUCUCUAAUA